UGGAUGGAUAAUUUACUUUGCUUCCAUAGACCCAAGGAUGAGGGGUCUGGAGCUUCGAGUAUCGCAGCAUUCCUCGCGUAAUCAACUGUAAUGCGACUACAUUCCACAGCUUCGAGUGAGUUUUCCAUAACAAACGCCUUCCCCCUUUCCCAGAAGCCUACCCUUCCUUUCUGUGAUGCAUUUGACUAUAUCCUUUGCCUCCUGCGUUGCUAUCGUGGAUUGUGUUUGUGUGCACUGUCAGGAGGUUCCCUAGCCGCCCGGACGUUCUCCACGAACCCUUCCAGGCAGCGGUACGCUGCCUUUGGAGUCAUCAAGCAGACAAAGGAUCGAGCUCCUCUGUAUGAAUGGGCUCCUACGUUAGUCACCAACAAAGUCUGUCGGUCAUCAUAAGAGGAAUCAACGAUGUUGGAAUUGCCAUCUGUUGUCGCGAUCGCAGUAGUCUGUGCGGCUAUCUGCAUCGUGGGGGGAGUAAGUGGCACUCUGGCAUGGCUGAGGGUACGCCAGAAACGGCACCGGACCUCCAGGAAGCAAUUCCUCGGUAUGCAGGCCUUCCAGUCAGAGACAGUGACAGACCUGUCUCGGGAGGAAGCCUCCAUGCUGCGGCAAUACGGGCAACUUCCAUAUGGGCGACCAACCGAGUGGGGUCUGCUGGAAUCACACGAAAGUUUAGUUCAUUCACAGGACGACUCGGAUACCCCAUCUCAGCGAACGGAGAAGGGCCGUUCGUUGUGCCGUUCCUUGUCAGGCUGCCGUCGGCAGUCGAAGCUGCUGAGGCCACACCGGAUAAGCUCUUUGACACCACUGACCGAGAGUAUCGAUGGGCCACCUGUCUCUCGCAGAGGCUCCUCGCCAAGGGAUGACAUUUCGAUCUCAGCAGUUGAUGGAGCUCUUGAAUUACCAACAGAAAUUUCACCAAGACAUACGCCAGACAGGGAACACGAGAAUCAUGAUGCUGAUCAAAGUAUACGACCAAUUUCAGGGCCAGGACCAUCAAUAUACCAGAGAGAGCCUUCGAGAGGCCUCUUUUCAGUCUUAGAGGACCAAUACCACUCGUUCGACCUAUCCUGCGCGCGGCCACGAACGGCAAGCAUUAUCGGUCAAACGCCGGGUGCUGCUCCAGACAAACCAAUGCCACCGCCGCCGUGUGCUUACCCGCCGAACCGGUUCCAACUCUCCAAGAAUGACUCCUUGCGGUAUUCUUCGCUAAGUCUUGAGACCGCGGAUAGCUCUAUUAUGAAUGAGAGCAGAAGGACUUCUGGCAUGGAUAGUGUAUUUACUUCACCAGCUUUGCCUCCCUGCCCCACCUUCGUCCCUUACAGUGCCAACGACGUUGGAAGGAGUGUUGCGUUAUACCCGAGAGUACCUGCUCCAUUCGUCUUCCCAGCGGGCUCACUUCCAGGGGAGGUGCAGAGACUCGAGCCGGAUCGUACUUCUCCCCGCCGAAGUUUGACAGCACGCAGUCCACUUCACUCCAUGGAACGAAUUAACCCUCCCCCGCGGAGAAGCGAAUCCCUCAACGUACGCCCGCCCAGAAAAGACUCUCUUCAGUGUACUGACCUAGAACGCAUCCAUUCCUUGAACAAGGCGGGCUGUAACACAGCCCUACUACCACAUUUUAGUCAGCUACAACGACACUCCGUACAUGGAAGCCAGCGGCGGGAAAAUGACCCAUUCCAUGGGGGCGUGUCUGCUGGCUUCAGUCGCGCAAGUACUCCUGGGUGGGCUAGUGUUUCGUCUAUCCCAGAGUCGCACCUGGCCCCUUCCAAUAGUUAUCUCAAACCCCCGUUAGCCUCCGCUAUGAGAGGCGGCAACCGUCCCCGAAAGGGCCAUCGACGACAGAACUGUGUCCGGAUAUCGAUCCAGCCACCUAUUACUUUUGGAGGAACUACGUUUGCUCCCAUGGUUGAGGAGCCGGAAGAGCUAGAUGAGUUUGACAGACACGCAUCACAGGUGUCUGAUCUAUCGGUUUCCAACAUCUCAUCUUUGCGCUCAAGUGUGUCUGGCCUCUCGAUGAGCCGGACCGGUUCUGACCAACAAGGGGACGUAUCACGCAUCACAGAGAUCUCUAGUGACAGUCGUCCACCCUCGUACCGAAACUCGACAUACUUUACUUCAUCUAAGAAGCGGAAGCAUAGUCGGGAUGAUUCCAUAGAUAGUGUACUGAGUACGGUGAACAUUGGCGUGGACAAAACCCUUCCUGAAAUUAUCACUUCACUGCCCCCUAGUCUAGGAGACAGCUUGAUCGAUACCCCUUCACCUGACAAGCCUUUUCCGGCUUGGAUCGCUCCUAAGUACAGCGGCUCGCCAACGACGUGGGAAAACGUUCCGAGUCCAGGCAGUCCUCGCCGGUCCGCCGUCAAAGGACCACGCAGCCAGCCAACCAGACCACGCCGCAAUAGCGGUAGAUCACAUCUACUAGAAAACGGCGCCAACGCUACAAGCCCAUCAAUCCGCCCUCGCAGUCAGAGCUUGAGGCAUGGAUCAAACCGCAAGUCGACCGACUCCGUGCAGCGUGCCAAAAGCACCGCCACAGGUUCACCGCGGCAUCACAGUCAACAUACGAAUGGACAGGAGAAGCUGACUACGGGUCGCUCACUCCCUACAGAACAGCAAAACUACACGCAGUCGCCAGAGCGUCCCCCUUCCCGCAAUUCCAGCAGAGCUGGGAACCGCAUCGUCCCGAUAUGGGAGGAUCAUGAUCGCACCCCGAGUCGUCGUCCCACCAAAAAGUCUGCAAUAUCCAUUAUCUCCGAAGAGUCCGGGCCGGCAGAGCUGCACGGCGAAUCGACGCCUCGGAAGCCAGAACGUCUAAAGAGUGCACGACCACAAUUCUCGACACCCGUCAAGAAGGCAGUGGGAUUGGGCAUUGGCGCUGCGACGCCAGGCAGUCUUUAUGAUGGGGACGGCUUCUUGAAAGAAUAAUUGUAUGGUGCGCUCAGGUAGCUGCCACGCGUUGUAUUCUAUGCUUUCCGGGUGUUCUGGCGAGAGAUAAGUGCUUUGUUUCAUUAGGUUUUGAUGCGCAGGCGAACGAUUGAUAUCCACUGUACUGUUAGAUAGGCAUAGUUAG
Aspergillus pseudotamarii is the source of this 3067-nucleotide messenger RNA. RefSeq lists its product as uncharacterized. The record is from RefSeq and is a predicted model, not a curated record. The coding region runs from base 403 to 2922 and encodes 839 amino acids. The transcript has a single exon. Lineage: Eukaryota; Fungi; Ascomycota; Eurotiomycetes; Eurotiales; Aspergillaceae.